Messenger RNA from Penicillium taxi, 873 nucleotides. RefSeq names its product mitochondrial 37S ribosomal protein mS42 (gene sod4). Gene Ontology annotation, molecular function: metal ion binding; superoxide dismutase activity. The coding region runs from base 1 to 873 and encodes 290 amino acids. The record is from RefSeq and is a predicted model, not a curated record. Gene Ontology annotation, biological process: superoxide metabolic process. The transcript has 4 exons. NCBI's taxonomy places the organism in Eukaryota, Fungi, Ascomycota, Eurotiomycetes, Eurotiales, Aspergillaceae.
AUGUUUAGCCGACUUGUCCGGCCGGGCGCUUUGCGCGCGGCUUCGCUCUCUCAGACAACUACCUCCGCCCUCUCACGCUUCCAGGUCCGUGGCCUUCACGCCAUCCCUCAAUUACAGCAUGAUGCUACUUUCCGAAAGGAUGGUAUCUCGGAAUUCAUGUCUCCGGAGGCCUUUAACUUUGCCUGGACCGAUUACCAGACCCAUCUCGUGGACAAGCUGAACCUGUUGACAGAAGACACCGUGGAUGCGAACACCAAGCCCGGAGAUUUGCUGGUCAAGUACUCCAAGCGCCCGGAGAUGGCCUCUGUCUUCAACUAUGCCUCAAUGGCUCACAACAACCACUUUUUCUUCAACUGCCUGGCCCCAACUCGCACUGAGAUCCCCGAGAAGUUCGCUAUGAGCAUCGUCGACACCUGCUCCUCCGUGGAAUCCCUGAAGUUGGACUUCCUAGCCACCGCCAACGCCAUGUUCGGCCCCGGCUUCGUCUGGCUCGCCAAGAACCUUGAGCGCGAGGGCCUGUUGCAGAUCUUCUGUACCUAUAACGCGGGCUCGCCCUACCCGGCUGCCCACGCCCGGCGGCAAUCUGUCGACAUGGCCACCGCAUCACCCGCAGCAACCGGAAACCAAUUCGCCGGCUCGAUGGGCGCACACGCACAGAACCAGAAAGCCCUCGCACCCGGCGCGGUCGACCUGCAGCCCAUCCUGUGUGUCAACACCUGGGAGCAUGCGUGGAUGAUGGACUACGGUAUCCGUGGAAAGGAAGAGUACUUGGAGCGCUGGUGGAACCGAAUUGACUGGGAAGUUGUCCUGCACAACCACGAUGCCGUUGGCACCUUGAGGUCUGCGCGGAGUUCGAUUGCCCGUAGAUUUUAA